ACACGACACCAAUGGGUCGGACACUCAAUCUCUUCGCCGAAGACAUGGAUGUCUUGGACAGCGCUAUUGGUUUUGUUAUUAGAUUUUUCGCAUUAAUUGCAUCGUUGGUUAUGAUAUCACUGGAAACACCACUAAUACUGCUGGCAAUCCUACCAAUAAUAGUGGUGUACGUGUGGUGUCAGCGGCUAUACAUGACAAGUGUACGGCAGAUCCAACACCUGGACACCAGCGCCCGUUCCCAUACGAUAAGCUACAUCUCCGAGACCUACAACGGGACAGCAGUUAUCCGUGCCUUCGGUGCCGACCGGGACUUUGUCCGUGAAUCGCACCGACGUCUGGACGCACACAACAGGUGUCAAUACUCUCUACUCGUGGCCAAGUGUUUGCUCGCCGUACGGCUCGAGUGCUUGGGCUAUAGUAUAGUGUUAUUGUCGGCGGUGUUUGCCGUGGCGUUCAGGCAUACAAUGACCGCCGGUGUGGCCGCUCUGGCUAUCACUUAUGCUUUGAAUAUAACUGACGUAAUCACGCAAUUGGUUAUAAAUGUGACCAUAACCGAGAGCUCACUGAUGGCUGUCGAGCGGUGUCUGGCGUUUAAAGAAUUACCGAUUGAAGCCGAGUGGUAUAACGAGAAGACCAAACCCGCGGACAACUGGCCGACAAUGGGUUGCAUUCAAUUCACAGACUAUUGCACUAAAUAUAGAUUUGGUUUGGAUUUAGUGCUCAAAGAUAUAGCAAUUGAUAUGAAAGGCCGACAAAGGGUUGCGAUCGUCGGCCGCACCGGCGCUGGA
This is a messenger RNA of Medioppia subpectinata, 788 nucleotides long. The record is from the annotation of a GenBank genome assembly. NCBI's taxonomy places the organism in Eukaryota, Metazoa, Arthropoda, Arachnida, Sarcoptiformes, Oppiidae.